AAAGAGGUACUAGAGUAACAGAAGAUAUCAGAAGUAAAUUAUAACAGUAACAACAACAAUGAAACUGACAGUAGUGUUCGUGAUGCUGAUGGCGGUGCUCGCGCUAUUCGCGGGUGGUGUCAGUUCGGCUCCAAACCCAGACCCUAAGGUCAAUUUUCAAGCGCUGAAGAAAGUGGGGAAGACAGUUAAAAAAGUCAUUGGAGCAGCGAGUGCAGCGGCAACCGCCCACGAGUUGUAUCAAUCAGCCAAAAACAGGGGUCAGCAGGGGUAGUGAUGGUAGAGAAAGCCGCAAGAAGAUUCUAAUAUCCUCGCUUCGGUUAUAAUACUAAGAGCUAAAAGCCAAGCUGAACG
Spodoptera exigua (beet armyworm) is the source of this 351-nucleotide messenger RNA. The record is from the annotation of a GenBank genome assembly. Lineage: Eukaryota; Metazoa; Arthropoda; Insecta; Lepidoptera; Noctuidae.